CGUGUCAUGUUGAUUAAUUCACCUUCACAUUUCAUUACCGAGCUUAAAAUUCACCAUCUUUAUUAACUUAUCAGUAGUUAGGGGGUUGGGAAGCCGCGAAAUGUAUUGGAGACAAAAAUGGGCUCAAUUUUGAUAAAUGAUUGGAAAAAAAACGGAGCCAUACCGGUUGGGUUGUGAAAUAUUUUAGCAGAUUAACGUUGUAUUUGUUAACUUAGUUUACCGAGAAUCAGCCUUUCUAGUGAUAGCAGAGCAUAAGGCGCAGCAGGAGAUGAAUGUACAAGAUGAUAAAACUUUAUUUUCAUUUGUCGGGCUUCGUAACAACAAAAAUCCAAAGUGGCAACAGUAAGUCACAGUAAGCAUUGCUCGAUUCGCUUUUAGUAAUCUUUGUUUUUUCCUUGUGCUUUGUUCUUCUUGUCGUUUUCUUUCCUUACUUUUUUUGGCUUUUAUAGUAAGGAAAUCUAAUGAUGACCACUUGAAAGCCAAGCAUUAUUUUGUUUCGCCUGCUUUUUCAAUGUGAUGUAAUUUGUAAGCUGUUGAAUUGACGAUAAAAUUGUAAUAGUAAAAACAAAUAAACAAACAAUAAACUUGAGAUCAAUUAUCAAAAGUUGUACUGUUGUUUCAACGCUCCUAAAAUAUAGUGAUAUACCUGUGCAGCGUACGAUGGUUUUAAACACGUUUGUAAUACAGAUUCCGUUACAUGUACUGAUAAUGGAAUCAAAACAAAUCAAAAUUCAAUAACACUUGCUGAACAUGCAAAUAUACCAGACAACGUCCCUUACAGUAAAACCUGCUUGAGAUGAUAACUAGAUCAAGAACUCAAUCUCUCUCUUAAGAUAUCUGCAGUAAAUAUUAGAUCCGCAUAAAAUCCCGAAGGAGUGAAGCAAAGUUCCUAUGGAUGAUUAUCACUUUUCCUGCUGCUGGAUACAAUGUUUAAAUCAUACACUUCUCAGUCAUUCGUUUAGAAAGCAAAGGAAGCACAAGAAGAUAUUGUCAAGUUCCCUGUAGAUUGUAGACAGUUGUUUCAACUUCUAAAAGUAGAAUCAAUGUUUCUUACCCAUAUACUGCUACCUUACUUUCAUCUCGUGUCACCUUUGAUACACCCCAGUCAGUUGAUAUUCAAGCCCGUGUUUCUGAAAAUUAAACGGAGCGAUUUCUGUCAAGAUACAUGUAAUUAUGUUAUAAGAUUCAUGCCACAUUUAUUUGAGUCUUUUACUUAUGUUGUUUACUUCACUCGUAUUUGUCUCGAAAAUCUCCUGUUUACGUUUUUGCUUAUUACAGUUCAUGGCGCUAAAAUAAUUACAUGAAAACACGCUAAAUCCCUAAAAUUCCUCUCAUAGAGACUUUAAAAAAAUUCCAUCAAGACACUGUCAGGUCGUAAAUCCCAAAGUCGUAUUUCCAAAGUUUCACCUUAAGGAUGAAUUAUUCAGUUAUUCAGUAUUCAGAUAAAAUGAGGCAUGACGUCAGUGCAUUGCCAUAGUAACUCAGAUCUUAUAAAACUUACUUCUCUUUUCUCUAGUUCACCUGUAACAUCUGAUUUUCUGUUGCAUUGACUGCGGUUGUGUUCUUAAGUGUAGCUAGUCGCUCAAAGUUGAACAGUAUUCUUACUCAAAAAUCGGAUCGAACCCCCUUAAUUUUAUUCAUUUUAAUACAUUAAUUUAUUUUAUGGUCAGCAAUGUCACUAAACUGGUACAGCGGCUUCCCCUACAAUACAACAAGGCCUGGCUACUAAGGAAAUCAAAUAUGGCGGACGAAUUGUGCUUGUUUCGAUUUGUGACAAUUUUUAUUCUGUCUUGGCCACACUCCUUCGCCUUAACAUUUGUUGCUGGAGAGAACUGGCAACACUACUGCGUCUCUCUACAAGAUAAUUCUGUUUGUACCAUAGAAAGUUUUUUAGAGCUAGCCCAAAGGGUUUGCCGAAGCACGGACUUAUUGGAAUUCAAUGACUGGAGUUUCACGGACAAAAGCCUGCUGUUACAGGUCUUUCCUGUUGAUAAAGAAACAAGAAACUAUGUUCGACAAGUACCUGGUGUGGUGUUUUCAAGCGUUCGUCCUGUUCCACUUAACCAUAAACCUCACUUGGUGGCAAUGUCUAGUGAAGUUAUAACAGAUAUUCUGGAUUUGAAGGCAGCUUCUGUUUUAGAAUCACUAACGUUCGUAGAAUUUGUUGCUGGAAAUAAAAUAUUGCCAAAUGCGAUAUUAUUAUCACAUAGGUACGGUGGACAUCAGUUUGGUGACUGGGCUGGUCAGCUGGGAGAUGGACGGGCAGUAAUGCUGGGCGAGUAUAUCAACAGGAAAGGAGACAGAUGGGAACUGCAGUUGAAGGGAUCUGGCAAAACUCCUUAUUCACGACAUGGGGAUGGCCGAGCAGUCUUGAGGUCCUCUGUGCGAGAAUUCCUAGCCAGUGAAGCCAUGUUUCAUUUAGGCAUACCGACAAGUAGAGCAGCUAGUCUGGUUGUAAGUAACGAUCGUGUCUGGAGAGACCAAUUCUAUGAUGGACACCCUAUGCAAGAAAAAGCUGCAGUUGUUCUACGAUUAGCAAAAUCAUGGUUUAGGAUUGGCUCUCUUGAAAUCCUAGCACGUGAUGGAGAACAAAGCCUUCUAAGAAAAGUGGUGGAUUUUGUUAUUGAGCGGUAUUUUCAGGAUUUAGCAAAAAAUGCGAAGAAGUACCUGGCGUUUUUCUCUAGAGUGGUCUUAAUGACCUCGGAGUUGAUCUCCAAGUGGCAGUCUGUUGGAUUUACUCAUGGUGUUUGUAACACAGAUAAUUUCAGCCUCUUGUCGAUCACAAUAGACUAUGGCCCUUUUGGAUUCAUGGACGACUAUGAUCCAGACUAUGUGUCAAACACAUCUGAUGAGGAAGGGAGAUACAGUUACAAAAAUCAGCCUAAUGUUGGCUUUUUUAACUUGGAAAAAUUGCUGCAAGCCUUGAGGCCAUUACUCGAGGAUUAUAGCGAAGGAGAGAAAAUCCUGUUAAAUUACGUGGAUGUGUUUAAUGGAAGGUUGUUCGAUAUUUUUCGUAACAAGCUUGGUUUACUGAAUAAACAGAAAGACGAUGAAAUGCUUAUUAACUCUCUACUUUGGAUCAUGUCAGUUACUCGUUCAGAUUUUACUAUGUCAUUCCGCGAGCUAAGUGAAAUCUCCUUACAUGAUAUAGUCGCACACCGCUUGUCUAAUGGAUCGUGGGCGCUAAAGAAAUUACAGACUCACGAAAACUGGGGAGACUGGGUAGCACAAUACGCUGACAGAAUUCACUGGAAUGGUGAUGGUGAUACGGACCAGGCAAGAAAACAACGAAUGCAAGAAGUGAAUCCUCGUUAUGUAUUACGUAACUGGAUGGCUCAAUCAGCGAUACAAAAGGCAGAAAGGAACGAUUUUUCAGAGGUUCGGCAGUUACUUGAAAUCCUGAAACUACCAUUUACUAAACAAGAGGUUGCUGAAGAUCUUGGGUACUCGUCGCAGCCCCCGCCCUGGGCCUCUCAACUGCGGGUGAGCUGCUCUUCAUAAAAAACUUUUCAACAAAGACAGACCACACACCUUAGAACAUUUCCACUGGAAAAUAGCAGAGGUUUCAAUAAUGUUUGACAGAGCUACAAUUUGUAAAUAAAAUACGACCGUAAUAAAACGCUAUUAUUGCAGUUGAAACGUACUUUCUUGGUCUUUCUUGGUACUUUGCCCUUAUGUGAAAUUAAACUACAGUUUCGCCGGGUUGAUGGCAGAUCGAUCCGUCGUUAUUUUCGAGAAGUUAUUUCUUUCGAAAAAACUUCUCUUGAGUUAUUCGCUGGAUUUAAGUGGACCCUUGAAUCAGUUGAAGAAAUUGAUUGUUACAAAUUUUAACUGUGUCACUGCUUGGAUGAUAAACAUCUUGGGGGAAGUGCAGGUUCCUUGUCAAUCCUCUCCAUUCUUAACCAUCCUCGUUCCUUUAUAUGUGGUUUAUUAAUAUCAUCGUGGUGUUUUUCUAUCUCAGUGAACUAAUAUUUUCAAGUUUUCGUCAAUUUGAAGGUAAUUUUGUACGUGGCCAAAAUAACUCAAAAUGCCGUGACUGAGCUGCCUUAGCACUUGAGAUCAGGACUCGCCACAUGUAAAGGAAAGUUAUAACCCAGAAACACCGGUCCCUCCUUGUCCUUUUAAGCUCUAACCCUCAUGAGUGGUCUACUGUGUUGCUCGAAAUAACAAGAAUACCCAACGUCAAAUGCCAUCGAAAAAGCAGAUUUGUGACACGACGUUUUGGCGGGGUCCCUUUGUGGAAUCAUGCCCUAAUCACUUGAGACACUAAAAGGUCGUUUGUCCUGAUAUCAGACACGUACCUUGUCCAAUAUUGUUCCCUUUGUUUAUCUUCAUACAAAGCUUGGCAUGAUUUUGGUAUAAGAUAUAGUGUGACUUCAUAUGUCUUGGAAACACGUAUUUGGCAACUCGUGA
This is a messenger RNA of Orbicella faveolata, 4413 nucleotides long. RefSeq lists its product as uncharacterized. Lineage: Eukaryota; Metazoa; Cnidaria; Anthozoa; Scleractinia; Merulinidae. The record is from RefSeq and is a predicted model, not a curated record.